This is a messenger RNA of Syngnathus typhle (broad-nosed pipefish), 2545 nucleotides long. RefSeq names its product solute carrier family 25 member 16 (gene slc25a16). Gene Ontology annotation, cellular component: mitochondrial inner membrane. Gene Ontology annotation, biological process: transmembrane transport. The transcript has 10 exons. Bases 308 to 1294 code for a protein of 328 amino acids. NCBI's taxonomy places the organism in Eukaryota, Metazoa, Chordata, Actinopteri, Syngnathiformes, Syngnathidae. The record is from RefSeq and is a predicted model, not a curated record.
UCAUCUUACGUCACUAAUGUGCGCUCGUAAAGCAAGAGCGAAGGGCACUCUUCUCCCGGUCCGGUAUUAACGUGAAGCUCUAAAACGUCGCUAAAUUUUCUACUUUGACAGAUUUUGGAGUCAGAUCAUGAAUAUUUGCCGACACUUAUGUUUGCAACCCCAGCGUGUCAUGUGAGCUAGCGUCGUGUUGAGGAACAAGGUGACGGAGAAAUUACUUUCCUGAGGAACAUUUGUUCUAUCGACCUUCCACGUUGCUACGUUCAGAAUGUAAUAACCGCUGCAUGCGGAGAAUUUGUGAACAUCCAGGAUGACAUCGGAGGCUGCUGCUGCUCCUGCUGCUACUGCUACUGUCUCCACACCUUCAGCCUUAAGCAGCACUCCAGUCCGAGUAGACUACUACUGGCUCCGCUCCUUUGUUGCAGGAGGUGUCGCAGGAUGCUGUGCCAAGACUACAAUCGCUCCUCUAGACCGAGUAAAGAUUCUGCUUCAGGCCCAGAAUCCCCACUAUAAACACCUGGGCGUGUUUUCCACUCUAAAGGCCGUCCCAAAAAAAGAAGGCUACCGUGGCUUGUAUAAGGGCAAUGGAGCUAUGAUGGUGAGGAUAUUUCCUUAUGGCGCAAUCCAGUUCAUGGCCUUCGACAAUUAUAAAAAGUUGCUCAAUAAACAACUUGGGAUCUCCGGACCUAUUCAUCGCCUAAUGGCUGGAUCCAUGGCAGGUAUGACAGCGGUGAUAUGCACCUAUCCACUGGAUGUCGUUCGAGCCAGACUUGCUUUCCAGGUGACUGGGUAUCAUCGCUACACUGGAAUCGCCAAUGCCUUCCACACCAUCUAUCUGAAGGAGGGGGGAUUCUCGGGCUUCUACCGGGGACUCACCCCAACCCUCAUUGGAAUGGCCCCUUACGCAGGUUUCUCCUUCUUCACCUUCGGGACUUUGAAAAGCCUCGGCUUGAAACAUUUCCCAGAGACGCUGGGACGGCCGUCCUCGGACAACCCUGACGUCCUGGUUCUUAAAACCAAAGUCAACCUGCUGUGUGGAGGCAUCGCCGGUGCCAUCGCUCAGACGAUAUCCUAUCCCUUGGAUGUGGCAAGGAGAAGAAUGCAGCUCGGUUCUGUGCUUCCUGACGCGCACAAGUGUGUCUCCCUGAGCAAGACUCUGUCCUACGUCUACACCGAGUACGGCAUCAAGAACGGCCUGUACCGAGGCCUCUCGCUCAACUACAUCCGCUGCGUGCCCUCUCAGGCUGUGGCCUUCACAACCUACGAAUUCAUGAAGCAACUCCUCCACCUCAACUAGAGGCCGCGUCACUCAUCCGACUCGGGCGGAUGCUUGCUCGGUAUGUCUUAAACUCCUCAGAGCGGAGUGAAUCUUGUUAUGCUGUGUGCGGCGGGAAAGACUUUUCCCCAAAUUAUUGUACCACAGUGGUGCUUCGACUUAAGAUUUUAAUUUGUUCCGAACAACAAAAUGUUUGUAAUGUGUUUUUUUAUUACGAAAAAAACUGUCCUCUGAUGUAUUGUACUUGAUGAAAACAUAGAAUGUAAAAGAAUCAAACUAAACGAUAUUUGCAUCAUGAUUUAGUGCUUAAAUUCCUUGGCCACUAGGGGGCAUCAUAGAUACAUGAGAAGAAAACAAUCAGCUGCAGACGGGGAUAAAGAAUAUAUGCUCAUGAGUGUUGUCAUUAUAUUUCAAUUAUUUACUUUUUACAAUUCUCACAGAUUGAUGCGAGUUUCGUUAGCCCCUUUUGGGCCUUUUGCAUUGUGUUAGCAUUUUGCUAGGUGGCUUACAUGAGUUGAGUGGUUUGUUUGAAUACACUACGUACAGUGAGUCUGUUUUAUGUUUAGUCUUAUAUUACGUUUCAACAAGGACAAAUUUUUGCUAGCAACUCCACACAAAAAAAUCCAAGCGGCGGCUUAUGUGCUGAAAAACUCCUAAGUCAGGCUACCGUUUUAUACAACAGGCAGCUGGAAACAAGCGUAACACGAGCAAAUGAUCGACUGUAGCAAACAACAUAAAAUCCACACAUUUUAUUGUAUUUUUGUUAUGAGUUUGAUACACUGGAAGCUGAUUAAAUGUUUGCAGUAUUUAUGAUUCAGGGCUUUAUAAAUGUGUAAAGGGUGCAAGUGCUAUAGUUGCCUUGUCUUGUCUACAAACAGUAUACUCCUUUUUUUAAACAAUGUCUCUUAAAAUAAUGUUUGAUGCCAAACUUUGAAUAGAACAGUAUCAUGAUUUGUUUUGUCACGCACACGGAUGUUGUGCAUAUAAUCACCUGCAAUUCCAGGAUCACCGUACAUAUAGAUUUUCGUACGUGCUAUGAUUUUUCUUGUUGACGUCUAUAUUUGGAUCUGUGAUGAAUGUACUAGAUCCGACAUGUCCGCGUCGGGCGAUGGUCUGAAAGGUGGAAAAAUUGCACUUUUAUCGGUUUACUUCUGUUAUUUAUUGACUUAGCUACAUGCUGCUACUGAGUGGCGACUUUGCUUACAGAAAUUAUGUGGUUUACAGUUGUAGCUGGAGAAAGUCAUGCAAAUAAAACAGAGUAUAUGUACCGUA